Molecule: messenger RNA, 843 nt
Organism: Closterium sp. Naga37s-1
Lineage: Eukaryota; Viridiplantae; Streptophyta; Zygnematophyceae; Desmidiales; Closteriaceae
Source: the annotation of a GenBank genome assembly
AUGGAUACCAGUCCCGCUCCCCCCGCGAUUCCCGCCGCCCUGGCGAGUCGCGACGAGGUGCUCGCCAGCGUGACUCCCGCUGUGGGGAGGCGCGCCGCUGACGUGUGGGAUGGCGGGAAACUGUCCGACGUGUCGUUUGGCGGGAAAGGGUGGAACCUGGGUGAAGCGAAAUGCUUAGGAUCGAAUCCGGGCGAAGCCUACACCGUCGGCUUCGAUAUACUCACAGGCACAGCAGCAGGAGCAGCAGCAGGAGCAGGGGCAGUAGCAGCGAGCAGCAGAGCAAGGGCAGGGGGGAGAGGACGUGGACGAGCAACAGGGGGAGGAGAAGGGGUGCCAUGUGUGAAGGUGGAAGGGAAAUGCACGUGCCCAGCACACGCCAGACCUCUCCUUCACCCCCUCCCCCUCCUCUCCCAUGCUUCGCUUUCUCUCCCCUUCCCCACGCCCCCCACCAUCUACGCCACGGCAGGUCGGUCAGCCAACGGAGUGUGCAAGCACGUGGUGGCGCUGCUUCUCGAGCGCGCGUCUCAGCUGUCCUCCAUGCCACCCGUUUCUAGUGCAAGGGUGCCAAACAGCACAGUCGCCACGUCACUUCACGCUGCUGACACGUCAGCUCCUGCUGCUGACACGUCAGCCCCUGGACGUGACGCGUCAGCAUGUGCUCCUCGCCUUCUCUCCCUCUCACCAUCCCCCUGUCCCUUUCUCCUUGCCUCUCUUCCUCCUCCCUUCCACCCAUUCAGGUCCCAUCUCCCUUUCACCUCCGCUCCCAUGCCCCCUCUAAUAUCCCUCUCUUCUUGCUCCCCUUGUGCCUUCCACCACAGCACGCCAAGCCCCAGUCGCCCUUAG